AAAGGGAAGGUGCGGAAGAAGGAAAGUGCUGGAGGAACUCACCGAUUUGGGGCAGCAAAUGUGGAGGGAAAUUGACAUUCUGAAAACACUGAUAUUUAGGCUGAAUAGAAUGCUUAAGGACACAAAGUGCCUGGGGAACUAUGCGGUUCAGGCAACAAAUGUAGUUUCAAAACAAUAAUAUUUAGAAUGCUUAAGACACAACGUGCUAAAGGCACUCAGUGGUUUAGGCAGCACAUGUGGAUGGAAAUGGUGGACAAUGUCUAAACAAUUAUAUUUUGGAUGGCUGUAAUGCUUAAAGACACACUGUGCUGGAGGAGCUCGGCGGUUGAGGCAGAAAAUGUGGAGGGAAACGAACAGUCCAAACAUUGGUGUUUUAGGAUGGCUGUAAUGCUUACGAACCAUGGAAUGCAACCACACAAGUUUCGACCAGAGUAUGCGGCUCUGCUAUCAACACAAUAUCCUGUGAUUUUAGACACAAUGAAGUGCAGAUGCUGGUUUGCAAGGAGAAAGAUAGAGCGCGGCAGCAAUCCCGUGGGUCGGGCAGCAUCUGAGGGGAGGCGACCUUUCGGCCCGAGAGCCGGGACCCUUUGCUCGGCCCGGCCGCCACCCGCGGAUUGGCGGAGAGCUCGCACGUGACUCGGCACGUGAGCCGGUGCGCGCUGCGGCCGUUAGCGACCUGCGCGGGAGGUCGGGCCCGGGAUGGACUGGUGGCGGCUUGACCUCAACCCCAAAGUAGUGGCUGCUGUUAGAAAAGCAAACAUCCAAUCAAUGAAAGAGAUCUUGAGCUUAUCGGGACCGGAUCUGCAGCGACUUACUAAACUGUCCAAUCGUGAUGUGCAGUAUUUGCAUAAAACUGUUGCUGUGGCAACAAAGAGUGAUCCAGUGGUGACAGCCCUCCAGAUGUACAAUGGACAAUGUCCUUUUCCAACCCAGAAUCAAAGACUUAGCAUGGGUUGCCCAAUAUUGGACUUGCUACUGGGAGGUGGAAUUCCAUUAAUGGGAAUUACAGAAAUUGUUGGAGAGAGUUCAGCAGGGAAGACUCAAAUCUGCAUGCAGCUCUGUCUGUCUGUACAGUUCCCAUGCAGAUAUGGUGGACAGGAAUCAGGAGCUGUGUAUAUUUGUACAGAGGAUGCUUUUCCAAAUAAACGUUUGCAGCAAUUGAUUGCCUUUCAGCCCAUGUUAAGAGCUGAUGUACCUGCUGACGUUGUAAACAAUAUUAAGUUUGGUAACAACAUCUUUAUUGAACAUGUUGCUGAUGUGGAAUCCUUCAAUCACUGUCUUAGUAAAAGAAUACCAAUAUUACUAUCACGUGGCUUGAUACGUCUGGUAGUGAUAGAUUCGAUUGCAGCUUUAGUCAGAUGCGAAUUUGGGGCCGCUGAUUCUAUUGUGAAAGCCAAAUGUCUUCAGAAGUUUGGAACUAUGCUCCACCACCUCAGCCAUAGGUUUUGUAGCCCCAUCAUCUGUGUCAAUCAGGUAACAGGUGCAGUCAGUGAUUCUCAUUUGGCUCAUAGUGAACUUGGCUUGUUGGACAGAAGAGUAUUGCCAGCCCUAGGAUUAACCUGGUCAAAUCAACUCUUGAUGAGGCUGAUGGUUUGUCGGACACAUAUAUGCAUAGAAGGAAAGUUUCCUGAAGGCGAAGUGUGUGCCUCAACUACUGGGACAGUUAUACGAAGAAUGGAAAUUAUUUUUGCCCCUCAUCUUCCCCAAUCAUUCUGCAACUAUAUAAUCAACAAACAAGGUGUAAGGGGAAUGAAAGAAACAGGUGUCAAUGGAACGAGAGAAGUUGGUAUGAACAAACUAACCAUCAAGACCAUCCUCAAAGUUUCAAUUUAGGUAGUGUCUGCAAAAUAAGCCAGUUCGGUAUUCCGAAAAACACAAGGAAUCAUGGGAUUUGGCAAAGGUCAUUCGAGAAUUUAAAAAAGCGAACAGGGUGCCUUGUAGCGGGGGAGAGCAAGGUGUUACAGCGAGAGAGAGAGGGGAGGCAGAUGCGAGUGGGAGACGGUGAAAGGUGGGGGAGAGAGGUUUCAGGUAGACAGACAACCACUGGUAAAGCCAUGGCUCAUUGCUUCUAGGAGUCGAGAAACUGUCCUCAAUCGAGAGAAUGCGACUUCAGAACCCCCUCGUCUCGACCGUGCUGGAGAUUUCCGCGGGCGCCAGGAACAAAUGACCUAAAGUUUGCGUUGAGUGAACUGAGUGUUCUUACCGUCCUCGUCGUACACCGGCAUUUAAAAAAAAAAUUUUAAUAAUAUUUUUUAUUAGAAGCAUAUGCAUAUCAUGAUCAAAACUAAUACAGACUUUGUUUAACGAUUACAUAUUAUUAGUAUCUGGGGUCCCAGGGUCCCAGCUAUCAAAAUUUCUGGGGUCCUCAUUUAUCAAUUACGUAUUAACACUGCUUCUAAUUGUUUAUUUUUAUUUAUAGAUAAGAAAAGAAGAGAAAAUUAUUUUU
This is a messenger RNA of Amblyraja radiata (thorny skate), 2446 nucleotides long. It is a transcript of the gene xrcc3, whose product is annotated as X-ray repair complementing 3. The record is from RefSeq and is a predicted model, not a curated record. Bases 700 to 1833 code for a protein of 377 amino acids. Gene Ontology annotation, molecular function: four-way junction DNA binding; ATP-dependent DNA damage sensor activity; ATP binding. Gene Ontology annotation, biological process: double-strand break repair via synthesis-dependent strand annealing; resolution of mitotic recombination intermediates; t-circle formation. Gene Ontology annotation, cellular component: replication fork; Rad51C-XRCC3 complex. NCBI's taxonomy places the organism in Eukaryota, Metazoa, Chordata, Chondrichthyes, Rajiformes, Rajidae. The transcript has 8 exons.